Molecule: messenger RNA, 3970 nt
Organism: Hemiscyllium ocellatum (epaulette shark)
Lineage: Eukaryota; Metazoa; Chordata; Chondrichthyes; Orectolobiformes; Hemiscylliidae
Product: tyrosine-protein kinase JAK2-like
Exons: 24
Coding region: 129-3458 (1109 amino acids)
Biological process (GO): hemopoiesis; cell differentiation; intracellular signal transduction
Cellular component (GO): membrane; cytoskeleton; cytosol
Molecular function (GO): histone binding; cytokine receptor binding; ATP binding
Source: RefSeq, a predicted model, not a curated record
GUGCAGAACAGUCAGAUACGGCAUGGAGAGACUUCUAUCCACUAGUUACUCUCGUCCUGAAAUGUGGAAACCUCGCACAGUGUAGGAGACGGAACGUUUCAGGAGAAGAGACAGUUUCUUCGCUUUCCAUGCCUCCGUUACCAACUUUUGGCGAAAUGACCGCUCCGGAGGACGCAGGUCGGGAGGGGUCUCAAUCAGAAGGUGUCGGACUGAAGGUCUAUCUCUAUCACCCUACGGCCCAUCCGAGCGAAAGCACCUUGAAAUUCUAUUCUGGAGGGUACACAGCUGAAGAACUUUGUAUUUCGGCAGCAAAGGCGAGCGGUAUUCAGCCAGUCUACAGCAGCCUUUUCGCCCUCGCAACUGAAGAUCUGCAAGUGUGGUACCCUCCCAGUCACAUUUUCCAAGUCGAUGGAUCCAAUCCACAAGUUGUCCUAUACCGGAUUAGAUUUUUCUUCCCGAAUUGGUUUGGACAAGGCAGCAAUAAAUCCUAUCGCUAUGGUCUUACAAAGGAACACAUUAACACUGUGUUGGAUUACUCGGUCAUCGACUACCUCUUUGCUCAGUCACGCACUGAUUUUGUCAGUGGCCUCAUUAAGGUGCCGCUGGACCUGCAGAUGCAAGAGGAAUGCCUGGGAAUGGCAGUUUUGGACAUUAUGAGGAUCUCAAAGGAGAAGAAAUGGAAUCUGCAGCAGAUCUGUGACCAUGUCAGCUACAAGUCCUGCAUCCCAGCCACCCUCCGGCAACAGAUUCAGCAGCACAACUUCCUGACAAGGAAGAGAAUCCGCAGGAAGUUCUACAAAUUCCUGGACAAAAUCAGUCACUGCGAGGCCGACCUCAAGUACCUGAAGCUGAAGUAUCUCAUGGAUAUGGAAAGUUUGGAAACUGUGCCCAGCAAGGAGACCUUCCAUGUUAAAGACCCAACGUGGGACCCACAAAGGCAGCAAGUGCACAAGUUCAUCUGUGUCUCAGGAGAACAUGGAAUUCAAUGGGGUUUAAAGCAAGAUGAGUGGCAGCCAUUUUGUGACUUCCCUGAGAUCGUGGACAUCACUCUCAAACAAGCGAGUCGAGAUUAUAUCUUGGAAGAAAGUCGAAUUGUCACAGUUACCAAGCAAGACAACGAGCUUUUGGAAGCAGAGUUUCCCACUCUGAGGGAAGCCCUCUCCUUCGUGGCCCUUAUUGAUGGCUAUUAUCGACUGACAGCUGACCCACAUCACUAUUUCUGCAAAGAGGUGGCUCCACCCAAGCUGUUGGAGCAUAUUGAGGACAACUGCCAUGGACCAAUCACCUCUGACUUUGCCAUAUAUAAGCUGAAGAAGCUUGGAAACAAGACAGGUCUCUAUCUCCUCCGUUGCAGCCCUAAGGAGUUCAACAAGUAUUUCUUGACUGUUUGUGUUGAAACAGAAUUUGGAAAGGACUAUAAGGACUGUCUGAUUAUCAAGGAGAAAAGCUAUUCUCUGGCUGGAGUACAAAGGCAGUUUGAGAGUCUGAGGGAGCUCCUGAAUUAUUAUCACAAGACGGGCCUCAUGUCAGAAGGUAUCAGCAUCCAGCUCACUACCUGCUGUCCACCCAGACCCAAAGAAAAGUCCAACUUGGUUAUUGUCUGCAGUAGUCACACCAGCGACCUCCUCACUUCCCCAACCAUGCACCGAAGGAAUGUCCAUCAGAUGAUGUUCCACAAAGUGAAGAAGGAAGAGCUGGUCUGGGGUGAGAGUCUGGGUCAAGGCUCCUUUACAAAGAUCUUCAAAGGAAUAAGAAAAGGAAACGCGGAUGAUUAUUUUAACCAGAUGGAUGUUUUAUUGAAAGUCCUGGAUCACACGCACAGGAACUACUCUGAGUCAUUCUUUGAAGCUGCAAGCAUCAUGAGUCAAAUUUCCCAUAAGCAUCUAAUCCUGGUUUAUGGAAUCUGUGCAGUCAGCAAUGACAAUAUCAUGGUGCAGGAGUAUAUGAAAUACGGAGCCCUGGACAUGUAUUUGAAAAAGAACAGAAGCAAAAGCUGUGUCAACAUCAGCUGGAAGCUGGAAGUUGCGAAGCAACUUUCUUACGCCAUGAAUUUCCUGGAAGACAGACACAUUGUCCACAGCAACGUCUCUGCAAAGAAUGUCCUGCUGACCCGUGAAGGGGAUGCGGUAGAAGGGAUCCCUCCGUUUAUCAAACUGAGUGACCCCGGAGUCAGCAUCACAAUCCUGCCAAUUGAAGUGCGCAUCGACAGGAUCCCCUGGACAGCUCCUGAGUGUAUCGACAGAACUGACCAUCUGGCUCUAGAAUCAGACAAGUGGAGUUUUGGGACAACUCUCUGGGAGAUAUUCAGUGGAGGAGACAUUCCUCUUUACAACAUGGAGCCAAGACGGAAACUGCAGUUUUAUGAAGAUGGACUCCAGCUUCCUGCUCCCAGGUGGACAGAGCUUGCCAACCUCAUCAACCAGUGCAUGAACUAUGAGCCCUAUCAACGGCCAUCUUUCAGAGCGAUCAUCAGGGAGCUCAACAAACUGAACACGUCAGACUAUGAACGGCUGUGUGACCUGUCACCCACUGACCUCCCCAGUACUGAUGGAUUCUGGCAUUUUGUGGACAUGAGGAAACAGGAUGAUCCCAGUUUCUUUGAAGAGAGGCAUCUUAAAUUCAUCUCAGUCUUGGGCAAGGGAAACUUUGGUAGUGUGGAGCUGUGCCGCUAUGAUCCAUAUGGUGACAACACGGGAGACCUGGUUGCCGUGAAGAAACUACAGCACAGCACAACCGAACACCUUCGCGAUUUUGAGCGGGAGAUUGCGGUGGUCAAGAAUCUCCACAAUAAAUACAUUGUGAAAUACAAAGGGGUUUGCUACAGUGUCGGUCGCAGGAACCUGAGACUGAUCAUGGAAUACCUGCCAUUUGGAAGCCUGAGAGAUUACCUGCAAAGGAAUAAGCCCAGACUGGACCACAAGAAGCUUCUGCUGUACGCUUCCCAGAUAUGCAAGGGAAUGGACUACCUUGGCUCCAAACGUUACGUGCACAGGGACCUGGCGACACGGAACAUUCUGGUAGAAAGCGACACCUGUGUAAAAAUCGGUGACUUUGGGUUGACCAAGGUCCUGCCGGGUGACAAAGAUUAUUACAAGGUCCUGGAGCCUGGAGAGAGUCCGAUCUUUUGGUACGCUGUUGAAUCUCUGACGGACAGCAAGUUUUCCAGAGAGUCAGAUGUGUGGAGCUUUGGUGUUGUUCUUUACGAAUUGUUCACGUAUAGUGAUCGAAGCAGGAGUCCACCGAUGGAAUUUCUACGUAUGAUUGGUUCAGAUAAACAGGGUCAGAUUGUCUUGCAAAUGCUGGAAGUUCUGAAAAGUAAACGAUUGCCCAUCCCUCAGGACUGUCCCAGGGAGAUGUACAACCUGAUGCUGAAUUGCUGGAACAAUCAUCCUGCUCAAAGACCGACAUUUGUGGAGUUGCUGAGGAAAAUCGAAGCAAUGCGAGACUCCCUCCGGUGAUGAGGGUGCCCUCACUGGGAAGUAAUCCACCCUGCCUGAGCAACCUGAGGGAGCAGGGGUCACACAGUGGCACUGAAACCCCAGAACAAGCCGAUUCCUCAGGAAACCCCCAGCCUCGCCUCUCUGUCUCGCUUUCUGAACUGCCUCAGGCCCACGCAUCACCUUCGGAAUGCAGUGGGGAGCUGACUGAAAGCUCCUCACCACAGUUCACUGCAAUAUAAGCACCCACGAUAUAUCGAGCUGCAACAUCAGACUGCAAUUGCCAGAAGGAGGCAGAUGAGGGCUGCCUUUUCUUCUCCUGUGCUUUCCUUGUACACUUCUUACAUUUUCAUAGCCACCGGUUCUCCCUCCGAGUGUGCAGGACUUGGGUGACACCAAAAAAAUGGCGUGCGCGUGUUGAGAGAGGGCGGAAUGCACAGAUUUAACAUAAUUCACAGCUUGCCUUGAAGCUAACAUGCAAAUCUACAUCUUCCCUGGACACAGAAACUGUCAAUGGGCAGAAUGGGCCUUGC